Topomyia yanbarensis is the source of this 1460-nucleotide messenger RNA. RefSeq names its product amine oxidase [flavin-containing] A (gene shps). The record is from RefSeq and is a predicted model, not a curated record. NCBI's taxonomy places the organism in Eukaryota, Metazoa, Arthropoda, Insecta, Diptera, Culicidae. Bases 1 to 1443 code for a protein of 480 amino acids. The transcript has 2 exons. Gene Ontology annotation, molecular function: oxidoreductase activity.
AUGUCAGAAAAUCUCGAUAUCUACGACGUAAUUAUCAUCGGAGCCGGCCUAUCCGGACUCUGCGCAGCCAAACAUAUUCGGGAGAAAUGUAAAAACGUUAGCAUUAAGCUGCUGGAACAGUCGGAGGCAGCGGGUGGCCUGCUGGAUGGAUUUAAGUCACGAUGGAUCACAUCGCAGAAUUUUCACGCCACUGAGCUUUGCCGAGAGCUUGGUGUUACGUUGGUGGAAUUAGGACAAACGGUUUCAUCGCAACAGGAUGGGACGCGCCACGUGACGCCGUUUAAGGGGUUUGUUUUUGGCCGGCUCGCCAAAAUAGAAAGUGACCGGUUGAUGGCGGAAAUCGAUGCGCUCUGUUCGAGUCGAUUUGUUAUCGAGGAUCCGAUGAAUAUGAAUGCGUUUCUCGAGCGAAAACUGUUGAUGGAAGUGUCGAAAGAGUUCUUUCGUUUUCUUAUCAAAAUCAGCUGUGGAUUCUACCCGGAGGAACUGACCGUGACGGAUUGGCAAAAGUUCUGCCGGUCACUGUCGUCGAUGAGAAAUGCGUACGAGAUGCUAGCGUAUAGUGAGACUCAUUUGGUACCAGUUGGAGGGUGGAGCGAACUGGUGACGAAGCUAGUCGAAACAGUUGGGGUGGAAAAUAUAGCAUUUUCGCAUAAAAUCACUCGACUGAAAAGUACUGAAGAGGAUAUUGUCUUGGUAAGCGAUGAGAAAGGGCACAGCUUGAGAGCUAGAACCGUCAUUUGUGCUGUUUCGUGUAAUGACCUGGUCCAGAUACACUUCGUUCCAUCAUCAGAGCGGUUCAAAGUACCAAGCAUGAAUGCGAACAUCACACACGUGACCAACUUUAGGAUACAAUAUCAAUCUUGUUUGUGGAGGAAUCAUGGAUUUUCGGGUAGCAUUUUCCUACCGCCUUAUCGAAUAAUCUGUUUCGAAAGGAACGAUAAAACCCUUGAGGGUAGCUUUUUCCAUACGGCAAACUUGAGUUAUCAUGAAACCCGAUGUGCCAUUCUUAGCAUACUCAGUCUGAAAAUGCGUUGCCGCACCUUGCUGUAUCCAUUAAAUUUUGAGUCGGUUCGGCAAGAUUUGCCAUUCCACUUCGAAGUUCCACCGACCUUCGCUCGAAGAAUUAUAUUUUCUUCCUCCAAUGCUAGCUGCUGGUUCCGAGGAUACAUCAAUGGAUCCGUUCAAGCAGGAAUCAAAGCAGCCGUACUGGUCCUGCUUGAAGUACGGCCUCAGGCCGUUCGAUACAAGGACGUUACGGAUAUGCAGUGCUUGCAUUUCAAAUAUUUCCCACAACGUACUUCGUUCGAGCAGUUCUGGUAUUCGGUCAAUCUCUCGAGUGUAGGCCGAUUGGUGGCGGCUAUCGGCACGAUUGCUGCCUCGUUUCUUAUGGUUUUGGGGCUGGCCAGAAAUCUUUCCGGGUUGGAUGCAAUUGAAUCUGAGUAAAUUUAUCGUGAAGAGAA